Messenger RNA from Lucilia cuprina (Australian sheep blowfly), 1250 nucleotides. RefSeq names its product transcription initiation protein SPT3 homolog (gene Spt3). The transcript has a single exon. NCBI's taxonomy places the organism in Eukaryota, Metazoa, Arthropoda, Insecta, Diptera, Calliphoridae. Gene Ontology annotation, molecular function: transcription coactivator activity; protein heterodimerization activity. Gene Ontology annotation, biological process: transcription by RNA polymerase II. The record is from RefSeq and is a predicted model, not a curated record. The coding region runs from base 53 to 1030 and encodes 325 amino acids.
UAAAUAUCUUAAAUUUUUUCUUGAUUUCUAUUUUAACAAAACAUCAGUAAUUAUGAAUUGCAACAUUAAUAAUACAACAACAAAUGUAGCUGCUGUUAUAAAUCCAGCUAUAACGGCGGUAACAGGCUCAAACGCAACUCCUAAUUCCACAGUGGUGGUGGACGAUUCUCCAGUUUCUUUAUUGUCGGAAAUUUCGGAUAUUAUGCGUAGUUUUGGCGAUAGUGAUCAACCGCGUAUGGAGAGUGUUAAAUUAGUGGAGCAUAUAUUGCAACAACAACUAAGAGGCAUGUUCAAUGAAGCUUCUUUGGUAGCUAUGAAGCGUAAAAAUAAUCCAUGUCCUUCACAAGCAGACUUUGAAUUUUUAAUGCGUAAUCAUCCGGUGAAAAUUGCCAGAAUGAGAAAACAUUUAAAGGAUAUGCGUAUAUUGAAGAAAUUCCUAAGCAUACGAACUGGCCGUCCCCAAGAUUUCAUGGAAGAUUUGGAUCAACAAGAGUCCGAUGAAGAACUUGGCAUUGAUGUGCCCGAAAUGUAUGAUGAAGAUAGAACUCGUCGUUUGUUUCGAGCAGAUCGUAUUUCACAAAUAUUGAGUGGACAACAGUAUUUGGAGUUCAAUGAGGCACGUAAAACUUCCUUCUAUUGUCGCCAUGGCGAAAAAAUUAAGAAUAAGUUUAGACGCUUUCUUGAUUUACCCGCCGAUCUAAGAAUCCCCACAACAACUAUGAAUAUUUUGGCUUACUUUGCACAUGAAACAAUUGCUGUUAUAGUGGAUUAUGCUAUAUUAACACGUUUGAAUUCAUCCAAUCGCGUUACAGAGCCUUAUAGUCGUGUCACAUCUACUGGUGCCUCUCCAGCUAUGAUGCACAUUUGUCCGGAAGUUACUCAAGGUCGAGGCAUGGAAGUUGUAAAACCCAUCAGUGUUCAAGAGAUUCAUGAGGGUAUUCGUCGUUUUCGCCAAAUGACUAGUAAAAAAGUUGGUUUUUAUCGAAGUUCUUGUGAUACAGAUUUUCGACGUUCAUUUUUAGCAUUGUAAGUGGUGUAUGGGAGGGAGUAAUUUUGGAAUCUAAUAAAUCUUCUAUAUAAAACAAAGUACUAUAAUGGCUAACAACGAAAGGCCAAGUGCUUAGAUAAUACUCAUUAAUCAUUUAAUAUAAGUUUAAAACACAAAAAUAUCUGAAAAACAAAAAUUUUUAAUUUUAAAUAAAAAAUGUUUACAUUUAUAUGGAGUUUCGGGCAAAAAGCAAACUAUGCUG